AUGGACAACGUCAACUGUCAAUAUUGCUAUUGUUUAUUUAUACUCUGUAAUCUGUGUUUAUUUAUUUACUUAACGUUAACGAUAUUUCGUUCAUUUCGUGUUUUUUUGGAGUUUCCAUCAAUAAAGAAGUGAAAAAAGUGAAGAAGACAUGCCUAACAAAUGCUUUUUGUGUGGUUUCACAUAUAUUGUGGGAGGUGAAAUCAGUCUUCACACUCUCCCUACGAAACCAUCCGAGAGAAAAAUUUGGUUGCAGAGAAUAUCUUGGAAGGAACCAUUGUGUGAAAAUAAAAAAUACUACUUGUGUUCCAAUCAUUUUCCUGAACAUUGCUUCAUAAAAAUAAACUCGAGGAAGAGGCUUAUCAGAGGAAGUUUACCUUAUACAAUAAACUUCCAAAUACCUCUGGUCCACUCAGAUGACGGAAUCAUUCAGAAUUGUGACUCUUCAGAUUUUCAAUCUUGUACUGAAGCUUCAUCUCUAUCAAGGAUACCAUUGAGUUCCAACACCUCGCCUCUCAACACCUCUGAAAGACUUGAUACAAAUGCAUUCACUUGCCAAUUAAUAAUCAAAGAUGAAAUUUCUGAUUCAGAAAGAACUUGGACUUUAACAUCCCCUUCAAAAUGUGGAUCUGUUUGCUCUAAUCAAUCAAUAAACAAAGAUGAAAUUUCUGAUUCAGAAAGAACUUGGACCUUAACCUCCCCUUCAAAAUGUGGAUCUUUUUGCUCUAGUAUCACUUAUUACUCAGAAGAACAAAUAAUUAAAAAAAUAAGGAAGAAACGGUUUCUCUCAAAUCCCCGCUAUAUUGGAGAUUAUACAUAUCGUCAUAUGGAAAACCCCACUCUGCGGAAAAAGUUUUUGAGGCUAUCUCAGAGAACCAUAUCAGAUUUGAAGAAACGAAAUAAUACAUUGACAAGGCAAGUGAGGCGUCUUAAAAACACCAUAAGGAAAUUACAAGAACUGGCUAAGAAUGUCCGUUGAAAUUUUCCAGUAGGAGAGGAUAUGGAAAAUGUAUUGAAUUUAUCAAUUUCCGGAUCAACAAGGCGGAUAUUUUAAAGACUUCCAAGGGGGCCAAAACGUCAAAAAUAUUAAGAGGCUCUGAGAGCAUUUGCUCUAACACUUCAUUACUACUCUCCUCAAGCAUACCUGAACCACGUACUUGCAAAAAUGGUAUAGUGACAUAAAUGGUGGGCCAGGAUUCAGUAGCAAUAACACAGAAAGUUUCAAAAGCUAAGAGCAAUAGUAAAGAAUUGAUUGGUGCUCUUCUAAUGAAUGAGAUUUCUAUUAGAAAAUUGAUUGAAUGGAUGAGGAUGAAUUGAAAGGAAUUGCUGAUUUCUGAAAAUGGAAGAAGCCAAGAAAGUCCUAGUUUUCAUGGUUGUUUUUUUAAAUGAAAACCAUUAAGUCCCUGUAGCCUACUUUUCCACAAAUGGUGUGUGUGCCAAAGAUAAAGCCUCUAUUUUGGCAAGGUGAAAAAACUGAAUUAAGGAUAGCAACCAUUACUUGUGAUGGUUUACCAUCUCAUUCCAAAAAUGUCUUCUGGGUGAAGACUUUUCCAAUAAGGAAUCUUUGAAAACCUGAUUUUUAUAUUCAUCUGGUGAUCAGUACUGAAAUAUAUAUUUUAUAUUGGA
Coccinella septempunctata (seven-spotted ladybird) is the source of this 1623-nucleotide messenger RNA. RefSeq lists its product as uncharacterized. The transcript has 5 exons. Lineage: Eukaryota; Metazoa; Arthropoda; Insecta; Coleoptera; Coccinellidae. The record is from RefSeq and is a predicted model, not a curated record. The coding region runs from base 149 to 976 and encodes 275 amino acids.